AUGGCACAAUUACCUCCAUCGUCGACGGCUCGGAAAGUGAUGGUGGUGGCGGAUCCAACGCGAGAGUCGUCGGCAGCUCUCCAAUACGCUCUUUCUCAUGUUUUGGUCGAGGAUGAUACGUUAAUUUUGUUGCACCUCGAUGGUCCUACAAUGUGGAAGAAUCCACUUGUUACGCUUUUCAAAAGAUCGUCCUCCACGUCCGCAGCCGGUUCGCUUGUGGCAGCCACCUCUCUUGUGAUGGAAAUUGGUAAGGUAGGAGGAGGAAAAGGAGGGGGGAGAGGAGGAGGAGGAGGAGGCGGCGGAGGUGGAGGUGGAAGUGGAGGUACUGGAGGUGGAGGUGGAGGUGGAGGCAAAGAAAAAAUGGAUCAUUCAGAGGGACAGGAGGAAUAG
Molecule: messenger RNA, 390 nt
Organism: Impatiens glandulifera
Lineage: Eukaryota; Viridiplantae; Streptophyta; Magnoliopsida; Ericales; Balsaminaceae
Product: serine, glycine and glutamine-rich protein-like
Exons: 2
Coding region: 1-390 (129 amino acids)
Source: RefSeq, a predicted model, not a curated record